Molecule: messenger RNA, 4955 nt
Organism: Amborella trichopoda
Lineage: Eukaryota; Viridiplantae; Streptophyta; Magnoliopsida; Amborellales; Amborellaceae
Source: RefSeq, a predicted model, not a curated record
GGGCCUACGACCCUUCUUGGCCCAGCCACGAACUAUCGGCUGGGGCAUUUGCUGCAUCAACGUCUCUUAUUAAAAUCGGAGACUCACAUCUGGGCUUGCCUUAGUCGGCUUCAACUUUGUGGUGAAUCCCAAGGAAAACUCUCGACUUCACCUGUGAUCGGUGUUCUGCCGAGUCCCAUUUGGAUCCCCAUUGUGUUUAAUGAAUCCAGCUGGAUCCCCAUUGUGUUUAAUAAACACUGCUGAAGAAGGAGGAGGAGGAGGAGGAGGAGUAGUAGUAGCAGUAGCAGCAGCAGCAAGAAGAUGCAGAAGAAGCAAGAAGCACGAAGAACGAAGAACGAAGAACGAAAGAAGAAAGAACAAGCAAGAAUCCAUGUGGUUGCCACUUUAGUCUCUGACUCCAUUCUCACCAAAGGGUAGGGGUCCAAAUCCCCACCGACUUACCACUUUAGUUUAUGACCGUGAGGAUGGUGAGCUUGUGCUGCAGCCAUAUCCGUGAGGUCUUGUGAUCUCCGUGUGGUUGCUUUGGGUGGUCAUGGUUAUGUUGAAGCUCUUCCUAUGGAUGGGAAACCACCAGAUCUGAGGACUCAAGUGGAAGAAUAUGGUGGUGGUUCUGGUUCUGGCAACAAGGCUUGUGCGGCUGGUUAUGGUGGUCACAAGGAUGGAAAAGAUGUUCCUGAAUCUGGUGUUUACGACAAGGAGGAUUAUCGUGCUGUGGUUUCAAUCUGUGAAGGAGGAUUUGGGGUUUGGGUAUUGUGUAUUGACUGGAUCUGGUUAUCAUUCAAUGGCUAGAUCUGGAAGUUCUCUUGUUGAUGCUUCUGGCCUUCGUGACCAUGGUUUCACACAACUCUCUGCUAUGGAUCUGCUAAACUAUUGUGAAGGUCAAGCUAGAGGUUAUGCUGAUGAAUCUCAUAGUUUAGAUGCUGGUUUAAACCUGGUUGGGGGAGAUCGAGGUAUUGUUAUACCUGUUGAUCCUGCUGGAGAUGUUCAAGGGCUUGCCUCUCGUGAAGUCUCUGUUGAUGUGUGUGUUCACCAUAGAUCUGAUGAUCAAGAUGAAUUGGGUGAGACCCGUGACUGUUUUUUGGGUGCGCAUCAUGAGUCUUUCAAAGAUCAUCGUGCCCUUUAUUUGGAUACUGCUGAUUCUUCAAUUAAGUCUAUUACAUCUGAUGCUGCUGGUAUUCUUCGAAUAUGGUAGAUAUUUCUGAUUUUGCCUCCUCAAAAUUGUUAGGUGGACUUAUUCAUCACAAGGUUUCUGGUGUUGUCAAUGGGCCUGGUCUUGUCCAUGAUCGUGAGGCUUCUUGUGCUCGUGAUAAGGGUAAACAUGAUGUACCUUUGACUGAGCAUGAUGUUCUUGCUAUGGGUGCCGAUGGUUCUGCACAUCGGCUUUCUAAGGAUGUUAGUGUUAAUGCUUCCUCAAAUUUGCACAAUAGUUCUGGUAUUUUGAUCACAAAUGCUGUUCGCAGCAGUGGUAUUGGGUUCAAUGGUGUUCUUACCAGCAGGAAUUGUCGUCAAAGGAACAGCCGCACUUAUGGUCCUAUGGAGGAGAAUGUUAAUAAUGCUAAAGCCAUCAUAGGCAAAGGCAAAGGCAAAGGAUCUGCUGCUGAUCCUAUUUCUCUCACAACUAUGAAUUGUAAUAACUCUUAUAAUCUUUCCAAUGGAAAGGAGGAGUUCCCCCCCUUGUUAGCUGCUCCAAAGAAUGGGGAGGUCAAGGAUUGGGGCCCUAGUAAUUGUUGGGACUUGGGUAAGUCCAAGGACCUUUUGUUUGGUCAUAAAGGGAUUCAAAAUGGUAUGUGUUAUUUUGAGAAUCUCGAACUUACUCCAACUGAAACAAUCAAUGAAAAGUGUUACAUGAAAAUUGAAGAGGAGCUGGUUGAAUCCUGCUUGGAAGAAUGGGACAAUUGUCUUUUUGGAUUUUUUUGGGUCGCAGACCUGAAUGGAGGUAUAUGAAGGACAUGUUGCAAAAAAAGUGGAGGUUGAAGAAUAACCUUGAAAUUUUCUCACUUCAAGAUGGUUUUUUAAUUUUUUGUUGUAAAUCUAUGGAGGAAAUGGAGAUAGCACACACUGGUGGACCAUGGCUUGUCAAUAAAAAAUGCUUGGUAUUGCAGGAGUGGGACCCUUCAGUUCGACCCUCGAGACAUACAUGACAGGAAUUCCUAGUAUGGAUUAAACUUCCUAACCUUCCUCUUGCUUUGUGGGCACCUGGGAUAUUGUUUAGAAUUUCAUCCAGUGUAGAAAAGCCUAAUUUUAUGGAUAAACUGACGCAGCUCAGGUCUCGGGCUGAGCCUAGGAUCUGUGUUGCUAUGGAUUUGAAUAACCCUUGUUUGAAAGAAGUUUGGUUUGAUAUCAUGGGCAAGGAAUAUUGCCAACAGAUAAUAUAUAGUUUAUUCCAACUUCUUGUCUCAAGUGUAAUCGACUUGGCCAUAGUGCUGAGUUAGGUCGUGCAUCCUUGGUUUCAAAGGUUCCAUUGAAGUCCAAAGGGGUAGCAAAGAAUAGUAGUGAUUCUAGUGUUGUUUUGCCCUCGGGUGAGGAGGGUAGGAAGGUUGUGAAGGGAAGAAAGCAACUUGUAUAUAAAAAGGAGGUGUCUUCAUCUUCUAAUGGAUUUCAGGUUUUGGCUGAGCAUAAUAUUGAUAAUGGUGAGACGAAUUUGGGUGCUGCUGUUCCACACCAGCAUGGUGCUAUUUUGGAAGGCCUCGAGCAUGGUAAGGCAAAUUUGGCUAUUGCUGCCCAAUCUAUUGUUGAGUGUGGUGUGGGCCCUAAUUUGGGAGACACAAGUUCAAUUGCUGGGUACUUUGGAGCUGAGGCUUUGACGAGAGUAGCAGCUGCUACUACUUUGGAGGCAAGAGAACAUUCGGGUGUUGAACAAGUGGAUUUGUUGGGCGUUGUUGAGAUUGGUGUCAUGAACAAGACGGUUGUUGCUCCUCUUAAUGAGCAAAGAGCCUCUACGAAAGUUGUCCCUGAUGCAACUGGUUGUGAGCAGGAGCAAGUAACCGCUGAUUUUCAACAGUUGGCAGUUGUAGACGAUGUAGGAGAGAAAACCUGGUUGUGACUGAUGUUGGUUCUUUGGAGGAUAAUCCGUUGCCUCAAGUGAAACAUAUGGAUGUUAGUGAUGGUAUGGGUGUGUCUAAUGCUCUCAUGGUAGAUUAUCAGCAGCAAAUUGACGUUGAAAACCCCACAGUCACGUCAGUACUAAAAUCUGGUAUGGCUUUGCCAGAUGGGGAUGAUAUAGUGGAAUGUCCUAGCAAGUGAGUGCAAGAUCAGGCUUUCGGUAAGGGACAAAAUAAAGUUCUAACUCGGCUGCAAAAAUAAAAGGGUCUUUAUUGGUUAUUGGCAGAAAGAAGGGGAUUCCUGUUAAGGCUCAAUGUGUUCCAUCAGCUAAUGAAGCUGCAUAGUUGGAUUUAUAUGGACUCUAAACUCCACAUUUAAAGAAGAUUGCAGUUAAGGUCCUAAGACAAACCUAUUCCUCCUCUAGAUGUGAGAGAACCUUGAGCAUGUUACAGUGGAUUCAUACCCUAAGGAGGAACAAGUUGAAGAUAGAGAGGCUGUGUCAGCUGCUUUAUGUGCCCUAUAAUCACAACCUAAUGCAGAGGAUGCUAAAGAGGGAACCCUCAUGUUACGACCCAAUUAACUUGGACUACAUUUUUUAAGAGGAUCUUACAGAGGAAUGGGUGGUAGAGGGGAAGCAAUGGGAGGGGCAGCCACCGACGGUGAACAUGGAGUAUUUAGAAGAACAAGUUCAAGAUUUAGAUGAUGAUGUGGAAGCCUUGGGGAAAGACGUGUAGGAAAAAGAGGUGGGCGACAUCCAUACACGAUAGAGAGAUGUAGCUGUGGGGAUCGUAGCCCAUCUGGUGAGAGCCGCAGCAAGCGUUUAUGCCAGCGUCAUGGCAAACAACAUACUCAAGGUACUGAGGGGCAAGGCGCCGCUGGUGAGGGAGGGUGCGAUGAUAAUCCAAUCGGGAGGGAGCAUGAGGGCCGGAUGAGUCUUGGGGACUAUAGCUUAAAGAACAGUUUAUCGAAUAUUCUUGAUUGGUAGUGGGGCACAUCCGGGACUUAAUAAAAUGAUAGUUUCUUGAUGAUAGUGAGAUCGAUUGAAGUUCAAUUAGCGAAUCAAGGAGAUUGUCUAAGUCGUUCGUGUUCGACAAUGCCGACAAGACCACAAGAGUUGGUGUCAAAUGUGCACAUGUUCUCUUGUUUCCUUGGAUAUUAUGGUGUUAAACCUGUCUUCGACCACUGGUGUUACACUUUCAUUUUUGAUAGUUGAUUCUUCACGGAGUUGGAUGAAGAUGAACAAGGGAAUAAACCUAGAUUUCACUUUAUGAAAGACAAUCGUUGCUAUGCUAGAUUGGUAAGCAGUCAUGCUAAUUUUAACAUUUUUAAGCAUCUGAACGCGAUCACAAAAUGACUUUUAGGCAUAUACACGUUUAUGACUUUAUGUAACAAGACCAUCAAAAGGAUAAUGUUAGACAACCAAGAGCCAAAAUAUUUUCUAAAUAAAAUAAUGUCACAGCAAGAUAACUUUAGAUAAGUCUAUCCCAUGCAACUAAAAAUUACUUUAACCAUGAAAACAAAUCAAGUAAGAGACUAGAAAAAGAAUAUCAUACAUCUGAGAACUUCUUACUACAAAACCUCCCUUCUAGAUAGCCUUUCAGCAUCAAGGGCCCUCUUUCAUUGCAGCAACCCACAUGAUCUGAAAAUAAAGAGAUAAAAUACCACUUUAAGCAUUUAGCUGAAAAGCAAAAGACUAAAGAAAUGUGUUUCAAUAUAGAGAGAAAAUGCACAAUUAUGCUCGUAUUGCUUGCAACAAAGAAAUGUCUUCGCGGUGAACUGCUCACUAUCAUCAUUGAUGUCUUGGCGAUGAACUGAUCACUAUCUUUCACCUCUGCCACAUAUGGCACGGCAACACGAUGGGCAGAACCAAUCUCCUUCAGGCAAAUCCUACAGAAAAGCCACAUAUCAGAUUA